This is a messenger RNA of Closterium sp. Naga37s-1, 1305 nucleotides long. The record is from the annotation of a GenBank genome assembly. Lineage: Eukaryota; Viridiplantae; Streptophyta; Zygnematophyceae; Desmidiales; Closteriaceae.
AUGCAUCCGUCUAAAACUGCCGGCUCGCCUUCUAACAUUACCCCUGCCACGCCCUUGGUAGCACAUCCACCGCAGGUGCACGAGCGUGGUCCGGACGGAGCUGGUGUUUUGCCGGGCAUGAUUCCCACGCCCUUCCUGGCCACAUGCGGUGACAGUCCCGACAGUGCCCGUGGAGCGGACACCGUUCUUGGUGGCGAUGCGUGUGGAGACGACGUCGCCGGGCGUGCGAUGGAGCAAAUACGGCUGCUGUGGGCGCAGAUUCAGGCGACUCGUGGGACAAAGAGUACAUCGGCUGCGGCACACGGGGGCGUCCCGAACUUCUCCCUUGGCGAGGACCUACAGGCCGCUCUCGCGGGAAUGGACGGCGAUGCGGCGGAUGAGUCGGGCAAAGGACUGGAGAACGGAAGGACUGGGGAUGCACCCCAACAGAGUGGGGUUCGGAGGGACGCGUGUGUGGCGACGCAGGGACCAUCACGACCCGCCUGUAAACCCGAUGAGUUAGCGCCGGUUGCAGAGGCGUUUGCGCGGCCAAACCGCGGAUUCGCAAUGAACCGACUGUCUGGAGCUGGGAGGCUGUCGAUCGUGGGGAACCACGUGGCUUCCCGGGUGGGCGGUGUUGGCGUGGGGACAGAGACGGGGAUGGCCGCGGGGACCGUAGCGCCUGAUGGUGUUGCGUGGGAUCGACACGCGUCAGGCAUGCAAGGAAGAGGGUUGAAGCGAGAGCGGUCGAAGAUGACGAUCGUGGUCGACUACAACCCAAACCAUGCCAGGCCUGAGUUGCAGCCGAGAGUGCCUCCGGCAGACAAGAUACACUUUUACGCCAAGAAGGCGAUGCAUCUGUUGUUGCGCUCAUGCGCCGCGCAUGGCGUAACAUACUGGCCGACGGACAACGAGAGGAACGUGGCCCUUCUUGUGGUGCUCCGGUGCCACUACGACGUCUGUCAGCUAGACGUUGACCGCGCCAUGGACAACGGGGCGUACAGCAAGGUGGUCAACAAGAUCUGGUCGAAGUUCAGGAGUGACUCGUCGUCGCACGGACGCCGCAGGAUCGUGGAUGGGCUGGAGAUCGAGGUCGCAGCCACCGGCAUCUACAAGCUGGAGAUCGAUAUCGACACCAAGAAGGAUCUGCAACGGAAAUACGCGCCCAGUGAGUGUCGUGGGUGGUACGAUCCCGUCGUGGGCGGAUUCAGGUGGGGGGCAGAGCACCUGUAUGUCAACGCGAGUGACCUGGAGGAGUUCAAGCCCGUGCAAUAUGGGGGAAAGAUGGACCCGGGUGGUGACACCGACGAGCCGUGGCUCGCUUGA